AUGCAGCACAGCUCCAUUCACUGGUUUCGGAAGGGUCUGCGGCUGCACGACAGCCCCAACGCCCAGCGCUUCCUCCUCGAUGCCCUGCGGGACCUGGAUGGGAACCUGCAGGAACUGGGCUCCAGGCUGUUUGUGGUGCGGGGCUGCCCGGAGGAGGUGUUUCCUCGGCUCUUCCAUGCCUGGGGGACGACACGGUUGACCUUCGAGGUGGACACCGAACCCCCCGCCCGCCGGCGUGAUGCUGCUGUGGCCGAGCUGGCGGCACGGCACGGCGUGGAGGUGAUCCAGGAGGUGUCCCACACCCUCUACGACACUGAGAGAGUACUCGCCCUGAACGACGGCAAAGCCCCCCUGACCUACAAGCGCCUUCAGAGCCUCCUGGCAUUGCUCGGACCCCCGGAGAAGCCGGCCCCAGCACUCACCCAGGAGCACCUCCGGGGCUGCUGCCCCCCGUGCCAGGCCAGCCACGAUGCCGACUACGGGGUCCCCACCUUGGAGGAGCUGGGCCAGGACCCCACUGAGGUGGGUCCUCACCUCUACCCCGGCGGGGAAACGGCAGCGCUCGCCCGGCUCGACACCCUCAUGAAGAGGACGACCAGGGGGUGCAGCUUUAAGAAGCCUGAAACGCUUUGCCGGCAGCGGGAGCACUCUCAGCCCCCCAUUUCCUUGCACGGGCAGCUCCUCUGGAGGGAGUUUUUCUACACCGCUGGCAGCAGCAUCCCCAAUUUUGACCGGAUGGUUGGCAACCCCAUCUGCCUGCAGGUUGACUGGGAAAACAACCCCGAGCACCUCCGCGCCUGGAGGGAGGGCCGGACAGGCUACCCCUUCAUCGAUGCCAUCAUGACCCAGCUGCGCACCGAGGGCUGGAUCCACCACCUCGCUCGGCACGCCGUCGCCUGCUUCCUCACCCGUGGGGACCUCUGGGUCUCCUGGGAAGAAGGGCUGAAGGUUUUUGAGGAGCUCCUGCUAGAUGCUGACUGGUCCCUCAACGCUGGCAACUGGCUGUGGCUGUCAAGCAGCGCCUUCUUCCACCGGUAUUUCCACGUCUACUCGCCCGUCGCCUUCGGCAAGAAGACGGACCGGGAUGGGGCAUACAUUCGAAAAUACCUCCCCAUCCUCAAGGAUUUCCCUGCUGAGUACAUCUACGAGCCCUGGAGGGCGCCGCGGGCCGUGCAGGAGCGGGCAGGAUGUCUGGUGGGCACCCACUACCCCCAGCCCAUAGUGGAGCAUGGGGUGGCGAGCAAGAGGAACCUGGGGCGCAUGAAGGCAGCCCAUGCCCGGAAAGGUAACAGAUUCCCUAAGAAGUACCCAGGUCCCCCCACAGCCCAGCCAUCACCCCAGCUGCCUUCCCCUCCUCCAGGCAUCAAGCGGGAACCAGAGGCCAGCCCCGCAGCGGCCAAAUCACAGAGGAAAAAGCCCAAGCAGCGCUGA
Molecule: messenger RNA, 1431 nt
Organism: Eurypyga helias (sunbittern)
Lineage: Eukaryota; Metazoa; Chordata; Aves; Eurypygiformes; Eurypygidae
Product: cryptochrome-1-like
Exons: 10
Coding region: 1-1431 (476 amino acids)
Biological process (GO): entrainment of circadian clock by photoperiod; circadian regulation of gene expression
Cellular component (GO): nucleus; cytoplasm
Molecular function (GO): DNA binding; FAD binding
Source: RefSeq, a predicted model, not a curated record